This is a messenger RNA of Schistocerca nitens (vagrant locust), 1661 nucleotides long. RefSeq names its product coatomer subunit zeta-1 (gene zetaCOP). Gene Ontology annotation, cellular component: COPI vesicle coat. The record is from RefSeq and is a predicted model, not a curated record. The transcript has 5 exons. Gene Ontology annotation, biological process: intracellular protein transport; intra-Golgi vesicle-mediated transport; retrograde vesicle-mediated transport, Golgi to endoplasmic reticulum. The coding region runs from base 240 to 776 and encodes 178 amino acids. NCBI's taxonomy places the organism in Eukaryota, Metazoa, Arthropoda, Insecta, Orthoptera, Acrididae.
AGCGCUUGACGUUGGCAAUGUAAAUCGUUGGUUUUUUUGUGGACAAAUGUGUUGUAGUUUGAAGAAACCUAAUAUAAGCUACAAGUAAACAUACUUUUAUGUUGGGAAGGUGCUAGCAGUUCAGCGUUGUCUGGUUUUUACGUUAAGUGUAGUUCGUUAUUCAUUAUAUAACACUGUUAGCGUCUUGUUGCUUUCUGUAGCGAACACGACUGACGUGGAACUUUUGGUCAUAGAACACCAUGGAUUGUUCGUACUUGGAACCGAGCCUGUACACUGUGAAAGGCAUUGCAAUACUUGACAAUGAUGGAAAUAGGAUCCUUGCAAAAUACUAUGACAAAAAUAUAUUUCCAUCUGCGAAAGAGCAAAAAACUUUUGAAAAAAAUCUUUUCACCAAAACGCACAGGGCUAAUGCAGAAAUUAUAAUGUUGGAUGGUUUGACAUGUGUGUACAGGUCAAAUGUUGAUCUUUUUUUCUAUGUAAUGGGCAGUUCCCAAGAAAAUGAGUUAAUUCUUGUGAGUGUACUGAAUUGCCUGUAUGACGCUGUCAGUCAGAUCCUUAGAAAAAAUGUGGAAAAACGAGUUGUCCUGGAAAACUUGGAUAUAGUAAUGCUGGCUCUGGAUGAAAUUUGUGAUGGAGGGAUUAUUAUGGAAGCAGACCCAUCUGCCCUUGUUUCGAGAGUUGCUUUGAGAGUGGAUGACAUUCCUCUUGGUGAUCAGACUGUCUCUCAGGUCUUCCAGUCAGCGAAAGAACAGUUCAAAUGGCCCAUUCUAAAAUGAUGGAGGCUGACAUAGGCUGGCAGAGCCAGUAUGAAAAGUGAUUAGAGGAAAAUUGAAAGUGUACAGGCAGUGGGAUUGUGCAUUAAAGGAUUGACAGUCUAUGAAAAGUAUAUGUUUGUAGAAGUGAGAUAGACUUGCUGCAGUGAACAAACAUUUGGUGUUUUGUGGAUGAAACGUGUAAUGUUGAAAGUGUUGGUGCCUUGUAAUUGGAGUGACUUGUUGCUCAUGUACACUUUUUUUUCUGAACAGCCAUUCCCUUCCCUGAAGGGUCCUUAUUAAAUAGACAUUACCUCAAACGUAUUUUUUAUAGAUGUUAUCCUCCCCUUGGCUUUCUCACUCAGUGUUUUACUCCAGUUAAGUUUGCAACAUUUUAUUUUGCAUUCAUUGUAUACCAUUCAUGUUUUGUUUAAUGCCCAGAUGUUAUGAAGCAAUCCCAUUGAAUAGAUGUAACAUUUUAUUGUGUGUUUUAUGGCAUACACCAUCCACAUUUUCAGUACUUUGGCUACGGCUGCUUUUUUGUGUAAUCAUAUGAGUCAGUUGCAUUAUACUUGCUUUCAAGACAGAGUAUGUGAUGUCCAUUUUGAUGUGAAAUAACUAAUAGUACACAACAGUAUUACAGUGCAACGUGAAGCAGCAUAGAAGAAUUAAUCAGAUGAAACACAUUGAAAAAAGUCAAGUUUGUGUCAACAUUUGUGAUAAAGAAUGUUUGUUAUAUAAUAAGAACAUUGUUCACCUUUAAGUUCCAGUGGUUGUAGAACUGUUUCGUCAGUGUUGUGUAGAUACUAGUGAGAAAUUUCCAUUAUGAAAAUGUGCCUGCAAGGCACCUCAUGAAGAAUAGCAAAAUGUGGGGGAGAAAAGAGAUAGACCUUGUAUUUUUUAUUUCUC